UUUUCUCUGUUGAAGACGGCGCGACUAGCAGCACUGCUUCCUCGACGAACCACUCUACAACAAUCCUCAUCGCCUGCCGCCUGAAAACUCUACCUCUUCACUCUCUUCAGCCUCCAGCGCCCUUCGUCUUUCAAUCGCUAGCCCAGUGCGAGAGCGAGAUUUGAAUCAGUCUCUAUCUUCAGUCACUGCUCCCGUUUCACUGAAGCACUUCCUAGCUACUGAAACCGCUUCGCCGAUCGUCUGCGACGAAACUCUUUUCCUGAAAAGCCUGCCUUGUCUCGCCUUUCGAAAACACCUCCAACAUGGCUGAAGUCGCAUCUGCUCAGCAGCCGGUCCCGCUCGACACCAUCCCCAUCUCCCCCGACGGAGACAACACCACCAGCGGCACUGAUAUCUCCAAAAGCAAUGGUAGCGCCGACACCGUCGACGAUGCUCCCGUCACCGUAUUCCACGACCCCGACAACUUCAACGUCAAGCACCCGCUUAUGAACACCUGGACUCUGUGGUUCACCAAGCCCCCAAGCGGCAAGGGCGACCACUGGAACGACUUGCUCAAAGAAGUCAUCUCGUUCGACUCAGUUGAGGAGUUCUGGGGCAUCUACAACAACAUCACUUCGACUUCCGAACUCGCCCUCAAGUCCGAUUACCAUCUCUUCAAGAAAGGCGUUCGUCCGGAGUGGGAGGACUCGCAGAAUAAGCACGGUGGCAAGUGGGCUUUCCAGUUCAAGGAUAAGAAAGCCAUCAACAUCGACGCUCUCUGGCUGCAUGUCAUGCUCGCUGCCAUCGGCGAGACCUUGGAGGAGGAUGGCGACAACGAGGUUAUGGGUGUCGUUGUCAACGUCCGCAAAGGAUUCUACCGUAUCGGCCUGUGGACCCGCACCAUUGGCAAGGCAGGUGAUGGAAAGAACGGCGCAGCCAAGGGCCGUACCCCUGAGCAAGGACGGGAGGUUCUGAUGCGGAUCGGCAAGAAGUUCAAGGAGGCUCUGGGCCUGGAGAGCAGCAAUGAGGUGGUCGAGUUCUCAGGACACACUGACAGUGCCAAUGCGGGAAGUACCCGCGCCAAAGCGAAGUUCACGGUGUAAGCCGGAGCGGCACUAACGGAGUUGGUGGUUUAGGCGACGUCUGGCAUGCUAUAUGGACGACAGACAGGAAAGAUAUGGCUCGUCUGAGGCUCGCUAUUGCCUCACGCAGCAUACUUUCGCCUUCGACGUUUACAUCACUGAUAUCGCGCCUGCCGAUUCCGUGAUACCUAGUUUCUCACUUACUCAGCUUCACUAUCACCUGAUUUCUUGCACGACAACUCGGUUCUAUCCCAAUCGAAGGUUUUGCAUGGCGUUGUCACCUCUGGCCCCUCGUUUGAGACAAUGGAUGAAUCAUCGCGGACUCGUGGAAUCCUCGAUGGGACAAGGGGCAAAAAAGGGUUUCUGUACACUGGUUGAUCAGGAACAACACAUUCCCCGGUUAGCAUGGCGUUGAAAGGGUUCACGGGCGACAUGGG
Messenger RNA from Mytilinidion resinicola, 1498 nucleotides. Its product is annotated as eukaryotic translation initiation factor 4E. NCBI's taxonomy places the organism in Eukaryota, Fungi, Ascomycota, Dothideomycetes, Mytilinidiales, Mytilinidiaceae. The coding region runs from base 303 to 1082 and encodes 259 amino acids. The transcript is spliced from 3 exons. Gene Ontology annotation, cellular component: eukaryotic translation initiation factor 4F complex; cytoplasm. The record is from RefSeq and is a predicted model, not a curated record. Gene Ontology annotation, biological process: translational initiation. Gene Ontology annotation, molecular function: translation initiation factor activity; RNA 7-methylguanosine cap binding.